CGAAAGGGACUCAGAUCAUCAUGCUUUAGGACCUCAGGGAAAACAGAGUUUUUCAGGCUUUAGGACCCGGGGGAUUCCGGGAAGGGAAGAAAAAAAAAAAAAAAAACCCAACCCUGAGAUGCUGUGGAAUACAGCACCACCUACUUAUUGAAGCAUCAAUCCCCUGCCACAAACUCAUUGCAUCUCUAUUCGAAAUCUCACUCACCCUAUUUCCCAUUACUACGUAUUAGGGCUAUUUCUCCGCCUAAUUUAAAGACAGAGAGGGGAAAAAAAUCUGUUCCCCAAUAUAGUGACAGUCAAAGAGAAGGUAGAGGGGAAAGAAGACUUGGACGGGGGAGAGGAGGGUAGGAACCACGCAGAGAUACAACCCCUUCUUAGGUUUCGUGGUGGGGGGCUUUGGCUAGGACGUAGCGGCAGUGGCUGGGGACGCAGCCGCACAUGCCCCGCCGCUUCAUUCCCUUCUGAGAACCCUAGUUCACGCUGAGAAGAGCUAUAAGUCUGCUCGCCAGUUGGAGAGAAAGGACUGACUUAGCGACUCUAAGUGCCUAGUCUGCGGGGCUCUUCCAGCGCACGGGCGUUUAGCAAACUUUUUUUUUUUUUUUUUUUUCUUCUUCCUCCAGCCCACGUGUUUUUGAGCAGGCUGCCUUGCCUGACACCGGGAUGCAGCAUUAUGCCUGAGAGCCCUCGUGCUGCUGGGUCCGCUGUAAAGAUUUCCAGGACGGAGAUGCUGCUGGACUUAAAGGCUUGUGACUCCGCUCUGUAUUAGCGCCUGCCGGACUCUUGAAACCCCUUCCCACGGGCUACCAACAAUUCACUGUCUCUACCCCAGCCUCGCCAACUGUGCCGGGCUUCGCUAAUGACCCCUCCUGUUCUCGGACUUUGAGAAGAGUGUCUUCCCUCCAGUUCAACCGUCCAGAUGCAGUUUCGCCUUUUCUCUUUUGCCCUGAUCAUCCUGAACUGUAUGGAUUACGGUCACUGCCAAGCCAACCGCUGGAGACGCAGUAAGCGAGCUAGCUACGUAUCAAAUCCAAUUUGCAAAGGUUGUUUAUCUUGUUCAAAGGAUAAUGGAUGCAGUAGAUGCCAACAAAAGUUAUUCUUCUUUCUGCGAAGAGAAGGGAUGAGGCAGUAUGGAGAGUGUUUACAUUCAUGCCCAUCAGGGUAUUAUGGACACAGAGCACCAGACAUGAACAGAUGUGCAAGAUGCAGAAUAGAAAACUGUGACUCUUGCUUUAGCAAAGACUUUUGUACGAAAUGCAAAGCAGGAUUUUAUUUGCAUAGAGGCCGCUGCUUUCAUGAAUGUCCUGAUGGUUUUGCACCAUUAGAUGAAACCAUGGAAUGUGUGGAAGGAUGUGAAGUAGGUCCCUGGAGUGAGUGGGGAACUUGUAGUAGAAACAAUCGAACAUGUGGAUUUAAAUGGGGUCUGGAAACGAGAACAAGGCAAAUUGUCAAGAAGCCAGCAAAAGACACAAUACCAUGUCCAACCAUUGCUGAAUCUAGAAGGUGUAAGAUGACCAUGAGGCAUUGUCCAGGAGGGAAGAGAACUCCAAAGACAAAGGACAAGAGGAACAAGAAGAAGAAAAGGAAGUUAAUAGAAAGAGCACAGGAGCAACACAGCGUCUUCCUUGCUACAGACAGAGCAAACCAAUAAAGAAGGACAUUUUUCUUUUCCUUUUCUUUUUUCUUUUUUUUUUUAAUGGGUUUUUGUUUUGUUUAGUUUUAUUUUGCAAAAGUGCACAAAGCCGCUCUCUUUCCGCUCAGCUCCAGCAUGCACCAGGGCACUGCCUUUAUGCUGCUUUGACAGUAUUGGUUGCAAGUAACCUGUGAAAGUGAAAGAACCCCACAAGUUUGGAGAGAUGGGGAUGGGGUGGGGGUGUUAUUUAUAUUUUAAUUUUAAGCGGGAGCCUGCGGAGACAGGAGUACACUGAGGGUGCAUCAGUGAGAGCAGGUAAAGCUGAAAGAAGAUGUUAUUAUUUGUUCAGUGUCUGUGAGGGCAAUAGCCCCAGUGCCAGGCAGCAUGGAAGAUCUGUGGGCAGUGGGCUGCAGGGCACCAACACACACAUAGACAAUGGACUUGUGCAUAUUUAUGUGAAAGAAUCUACUCAGAGGUAGAAGUGCUAUUUCAUUUCUGACCUUUGAUUUGCAUCUCGUGCAUUUUCCAGAGGUAAAUGUAUAUGAAUAUUUACUUAGUGUUAAUCUAUGUUGUUCUCAGCAUCUGUUACCUUGAAACACUUGUAUAGUAGAGCUGCUUUUAGCUGAUGAUAUGCUCCAAGAAUGACUGCCUCGUUUCAUGGGUGAUCAGAUGUGUACAUAUGCUGAGUCUAAUAUCUACUUAUUUACUGUAUAUUUAUGCUUUCUUAUGUGUAACAAAGUAUACCUGCUUAAUGUUCUGUCACUUCAUUUCUAGUGGUUUUUACAUGUAUCUUCUAGGAAAUGCUUUUCCCCCCCUUCCUGUAGUUUUUGAAUACUUUUUCUCUGUUUUGUUGCCCUUUGAAAUGUUCUGGAAUAUUAUUUCUCAUCAGAAGGCUAGGAUCAGUUGGUAUGUUGUCAAAUGACCCAGGAUUUUCAACAUGUGCCUAAUCCUCCUGACCCACCCAUUAAAUAGCGCACAGGCAUCUGGCAAUCACAGGCAAAAAAUAAAUAAAUAAAUAAAUAAGAAACAAAAUCCAGAGUUAUUUCUCCCCUUAAGGAACCUCCCUUUAAGUUGUAAGUCUGUUAUGACUCCUUUGUGAAACACAAUUGGAGCAUGGGAAACUGCAUGCACUAACUCCAAUUUCUAGACAUGCAACUUCACAGAUAAAGACAGGUGAGAGGUGGGGAAAUUACUUUUUCUUUUCUUUUUUUUUUCUUAUAGAAGUAAUCUCAAGCCUAGCACUAGGUACUUUUAUGGUUGACUCAAGUCACCAUAGCAGACCUUUUAAGUUAUCAUCCUCAGACCACCAGUGAAAUUUGGGGACAAUGGCUAAAUUGUGGACACUGCUGGUCAGGUCACAAAUCCUAGCAAGUUUUGGUGAAGCUAAUAUAUGUCAUUUCAAACCUGGGACUCAGAGGAAUCUCUCAGGAGAUUCCCUGAGCUAUUAUUCAUAAGGUAAUUGAGUGAUCAAUUGGUUGUGGAUUCUUGUUUUCUAUGCUUCAGACUUUAGAAAUAACAGCCCCCUCCAAUUUUAACACAGAGUAGAAAAUCAGAACAUAAAUGGAACAUUUGCAAAUAUUGAGGAAAAGUUAAAGAACGGCACCACAGUUCUCUCCCCAGCCCUCACCUUUGUAUUGGCAAAACUACCUCUUUAGAAUUUACAAACUACUCACUGUGGGGUUUUUGUUGUUGUUGUUUUUGUCAUUCAUCAAAUAACUCUGGAAUAACACCUACUGAUAAUAAUAAGAAUAAAUAUAAUAUCCAUCUUUAAGAAUCACAGAAUAUUAUUGCUGUGGGAUAAGCCAUAUUAUGAAUGUUGUAUAAAACUUUGGGAUACUCAUCAAAUCCUAAGGUCCUCACCUCCUUUCACAUUUAUUUAGCAUAUGUUCCUAUUUAGUGGUAGGGGAGGUAUCACCCCAUAUACUUGCAGUGCUUCAUUGUUAAUGAGACCAAUAAUUGUUCUGUUUUGGGGAUGUUCUUUUGUGCAUUAAAUCACUUCAACAGUAA
Messenger RNA from Antechinus flavipes (yellow-footed antechinus), 3637 nucleotides. RefSeq names its product R-spondin 2 (gene RSPO2). The record is from RefSeq and is a predicted model, not a curated record. The transcript has 6 exons. NCBI's taxonomy places the organism in Eukaryota, Metazoa, Chordata, Mammalia, Dasyuromorphia, Dasyuridae. Bases 917 to 1648 code for a protein of 243 amino acids.